Messenger RNA from Episyrphus balteatus (marmalade hoverfly), 1826 nucleotides. RefSeq lists its product as uncharacterized. The record is from RefSeq and is a predicted model, not a curated record. Gene Ontology annotation, molecular function: transmembrane transporter activity. The coding region runs from base 191 to 1741 and encodes 516 amino acids. Gene Ontology annotation, cellular component: membrane. Lineage: Eukaryota; Metazoa; Arthropoda; Insecta; Diptera; Syrphidae. Gene Ontology annotation, biological process: transmembrane transport. The transcript has 3 exons.
UUCUUGUUUGUUGUUUGUUAAUUUUUAUAUAACUUAAAUUUUCCCUCGAAUCUCAAAAUGUUUAUUCAAAAUAAAUUGUAAAUAGUCGAAAUUGUGAUACUAUUGCAUAUGUUGCAUAUUAAAUUAUUAUUUAUAACAAGUGAAUCUCAAUCAAGUAGUCUCAAACAAAAGUUAAACAUUUAACAUUAACAUGAGUCAGACGAAAGAGUCAGCAAUUGAUGUAGUAGACAAAGUAAUAGAAAAACUUCCUGAAUCGAAAUUAGAAUUUAAAGCGAAACCACCUCAGGCAGGAUAUGAAGCAGUUUAUGGACAAAGACGAAGACAAAGUGCGUCUCGUCGACGCCUUGGCUGGUGUGAGGAUGCACGUAGGAAUAAUCCUCAAUCACAUUCAUUAGCUGCAGCAACAUUAAUCUUCGCUUCGGGUGGAAUGAAUUUAGUAUCGAGUAUUGGUUUUGGAUCACAAAACAACUACAGAACACAUAACCAAGUUUCUUGGUUUAUUGCUGUUAUCAUUGGAUCUUGCAUAUCCACAUCAUUGGUAGAGAAAGUCUCAAAAAGAAUAUUUAAUCUUGUCGCAUCAGUUUUUGUCAUCAUAGGUGCGAUCUUCUACAUGACUGCCUCAGAAAGUAACUCGACAAUUACUUCAGCACGAUAUUGUGAUGGUAUUGCAUUUGGCUUGACACUGAUCCCAGCAAUUCUAGCUGGAUCUGAACAAUCGGUAAAAAGAUUCAGAGGUUUAGUUCUGAGUGUUGAACAAAUCGGUCUUGCUGCUGGUGCUCUAGUAAAAAUGAUUUACUGGGAUAAUUGGGGUGAUCGUAAAAUCAAUCUUGUCCAUGGAAGUUUGGGCUUAAUUUAUGGUGUUCUGGCCUUAAUCUUUACAUUUACUUUAACAAUCGAAUCACCUGUACAACUUUUGCGUAAGGAAUAUGAAGAUGAAGCAGCCGUUGAUGCCUUACGCCAACUUCAGAGGCCAAAUAUUGUAACUCAUGAGACAUACGCUUUAUUAAAUGAACACAAAGCUUUGUUGCAAGAAGAUAUGAACAGGGAAUCGAAGAAUAUUUCCAAAGGUUGGAUACCAAUGAUUAAGGUUACUCUGUUUCGGUGCAUGGUUUCAAUGUCGAUAUCUUUCCCUCUUACAUUCACAUUCCUAUUGGCCACUUCGUUAAGUUCGAGAAAUGGAAUUCCAAUGAGUCCCUACGUCUACAUAUUAUUUCGAUUAAUUGGAGUAACGUUUUCGUUAUUUUUCUUGGACACCUUGGGACGUAGAAUACCAAGUGCUCUGGCACUACUUUUUGGUGGUGUUAGUCUUUUCAUAGUCGGAUGGCUUGCUUCGAGCUUCUGGAAUACGCCUUAUGCUUACAUCCAACCAGCAGUAUUUUUAUUGUUGGUCUAUCAGUUGCUAUCGGGUAUUAUGGCCCCCAGCAGUACUUGCUAUUUAAGUGAAGCUUACUCCGUAUCUGUGAAGCCAUAUUUCAUAUUGGCUUCUGUUAUUGCUGAAAAUGUUUUGCAAGUAAUCAUCUGUUUGAUGGUAUCAAAUAAUUCAAUUUCUAACUAUGCUUGUGCUUUGGGAGGUAUGCAAGUAGUUUAUGCUAUUGUUUACUUCUUCACUAUGCCAGAAACCAUGCAAACUACAUUGCGUGAAGCUUUGAAAUUAUUUCAAAGGAUAUUUGUCAUAAAUAUUUCCGAUGAUGAUGAUGAUGAUGACGAUGAAGAGAGAGACGCAGAUGGCAGUGAAGUUUAGAUUUUAAGUUAUUUAAAAUAUAUAAAAAAUAAAUGCACAAACUGUAAAUAUAGAUUUAAAUAAACGUGUUAUUUUAUUAAUGAAA